Messenger RNA from Letharia columbiana, 1170 nucleotides. RefSeq lists its product as uncharacterized. Gene Ontology annotation, molecular function: oxidoreductase activity; zinc ion binding. NCBI's taxonomy places the organism in Eukaryota, Fungi, Ascomycota, Lecanoromycetes, Lecanorales, Parmeliaceae. Bases 1 to 1170 code for a protein of 389 amino acids. The transcript is spliced from 6 exons. The record is from RefSeq and is a predicted model, not a curated record.
AUGUCUUCCACCACCAUGAAGGCUGUUCAUUAUGAGAAGCCCUUCCAAGUCAGCGUUCGAGAAGUGCCCCUGCCAAAGAUCGAACAUCCAGACGAUGCAAUCAUUAAAGUAACUACAGCUGCAAUUUGCGGCUCAGACCUGCACAUGUACCAAGGACGAACAGCUGCAGAGGCAGGCCUUAUCUUCGGACAUGAGAAUAUGGGUAUCAUCUCAGAGGUUGGUAGCGGUGUAACGCUACUGAGGAAGGGUGAUAGGGUGGUCCUGCCCUUUAAUGUCGCUGACGGCCGCUGCUUGAAUUGUGAAGAGGGUAAUACCGCAUUCUGUACCGGUGUCAACCCUGGUUUCGCUGGAGGAGCUUAUGGGUAUGUUGCAAUGGGCCCUUAUGCUGGAGGUCAGGCACAAUACCUACGCAUCCCCUUCGCCGACUUCAAUGCCCUCCCUCUCCCUCCAGGCACUGCGCACGAAGCCUCGUUCGCUCUUCUCGCGGACAUUUUUCCAACGGGUUGGCAUGGUAUUACACUCUCAAAUUUUAAGCCCGGAGAAGCGAUCGCGGUCUUCGGUGCGGGGCCGGUGGGCUUGAUGGCGGCCUACAGCGCCUUUCUUCGGGGUGCUUCCAGAAUCUACGUCGUUGACAAGGUUCCAGAGCGCCUUGCUGCCGCAAAGAAAAUACCUGGUUGCACACCUGUUGACUUCAGCGCGGGUGAGGAUGCGGUGGAUGUGAUUAUAAGGAAGAAUGACGGGAAGAUGGUGGAUAGAUCAAUAGACGCGGUGGGAUAUCAGGCUGUAGGUUCUGGGAAAGAGGCAGGAGAGGUCCCGAAUGUAGUGCUUGAGCAAUGCAUCAAAGUAACGAGGCCGACUGGAGGCAUAGGUGUACCAGGGCUGUACGUGCCUAGUGAUCCAGGGGCGGUGGAUGAGAAGAGUUCUCAAGGAAUGAUGUUAAUGAGUUUUGGCAAGUUGUUCGAGAAGGGCCUUACAAUUGGCACCGGUCAAUGCAACGUCAAGAAAUACAAUCGAUAUUUGCGCGAUAUGAUCAUCUCUGGGCGAGCAGACCCAAGCUUCGUUGUUUCGCACGAGAUCGGCAUUGAUGAGGCUCCCAAGGCUUACGAGAAGUUUGACAAGAGAGUUGAAGGCUACACGAAGGUCCUGAUACAUCCAAACGGACCUCUUUAG